Paramacrobiotus metropolitanus is the source of this 4892-nucleotide messenger RNA. RefSeq names its product mediator of DNA damage checkpoint protein 1-like. The coding region runs from base 1255 to 3840 and encodes 861 amino acids. NCBI's taxonomy places the organism in Eukaryota, Metazoa, Tardigrada, Eutardigrada, Parachela, Macrobiotidae. The record is from RefSeq and is a predicted model, not a curated record. The transcript is spliced from 6 exons.
GUAAAAGGAUAGCCGAAUUAACCGGCCAACACGUAGAGGAAGUACCAUAUUCACCCGCGAAGCGCGUUCCAUUCGGGCGAAGGCCUAUAGCCCUAGAUGAACAAAAAACUUUGUUGGCACAACCAUCGCGUAAUGAUUUGGCAAUAGCCAUAUAUAAAAUUGAGCAGAGAGGGGAAAAUCCCACAGCACAGCGGAUAAGCGAGUAUUUCGGCACUUAUCAACCGUACGCUGUGCAGUCUAUGAUUCGUGCGAUGUACGAAGCUUCACAAAUAACCCGUCGUUAUAAUGGCGAAACUUCGCCGUCCUAUUAUUUUGGUCGUAAAGGACUGUCCUUUCUGCAGCGAGUGCAAUUCGAGAAAGUCCCCCAGUGGGAUGAAAUCGUUAUAAAAACGAUUGCAGAAAUUGCCGACCCUUCGGGAUCGUCGCCUGACGAAAUCAUACAGUAUAUUACCACUAGAUGGAGGAAUUACCGUACGCCUAUGCGCCAAUGCGCUCCUGCAAUCGCUGUUUAAAUAAUACGAAUAACCGUAAAUGCGUGGAAUGCACGCUGGGACCCAACUACCGAUCGGAUAAUCCGCAAGUCGUUGUCUCCCGAUUGUUUGACGAAGUACUCAUGCGCAGCCUGGAUGCGUAUCGCACCAUAACGCUGCCGGAGUAUUGGACGGUAGUCUGUGCCACGCCAUAUUACUAUAAUGGCAUCUACAAGAGUGCCGUUAGGUUUAUUGGCGAUCAAGCUGAUGAAUGGUCGUGUGCGACACACCCGGAGAACUUCGGACGGAAUACCGCUAAUCUGAUGCAAUGCAUCGCUGCACCAUCGAAUCAGAAUUAUCCGACGAGUGUCGGUGGACAGCAAAUGCCGUCUCAACAACCAGCAUACGGCCAAUGGCAGCCGUCGGUUGUGUUUUCACCGCAACAUCAGCAGCAAAGUCUGCCGGGAUAUCAGCCACAAAUGCAGCAAACACAAACACCUAUUCGUUAUACGAAUAUGGCGCUGCAAGUACCACCGGGCGCAUUGCCUCCAGAGCAUAUUGCUCAUCUUCAGCAGAGCCUCCCCAGCGGAAGCUACCAGUAUGAUCCAGAGACGAAAAUGAUAACUCCGUGUCCAUGGCCAGCCGGGACAGCACCGAAAGAACCCCCACAGCGGCAAACUAAUCCGCUGUUAGCGAAUCUUCCGCCGCUGACCAGGAAACCGCCAGUGAAUCAACAACCGCCUUUACAAUUGCUGCGAGUGCAGCCUGUACCUAUAUUUCCGCAAUGGACCGCGAUCAGCGACCGAACCGACCGGUUGGCAGAGGUAAUCCUCGAUUCUUCGCCCCACCCGUAGCGGGAAAUCAAGCAUACCGCCCGAUACAGCGAUUCGCUGCCCCGAGUGUCCAGAACGCUCAAAGCGCCGAGAUGGAGGAAUUACCGUACGCCUAUGCGCCAAUGCGCUCCUGCAAUCGCUGUUUAAAUAAUACGAAUAACCGUAAAUGCGUGGAAUGCACGCUGGGACCCAACUACCGAUCGGAUAAUCCGCAAGUCGUUGUCUCCCGAUUGUUUGACGAAGUACUCAUGCGCAGCCUGGAUGCGUAUCGCACCAUAACGCUGCCGGAGUAUUGGACGGUAGUCUGUGCCACGCCAUAUUACUAUAAUGGCAUCUACAAGAGUGCCGUUAGGUUUAUUGGCGAUCAAGCUGAUGAAUGGUCGUGUGCGACACACCCGGAGAACUUCGGACGGAAUACCGCUAAUCUGAUGCAAUGCAUCGCUGCACCAUCGAAUCAGAAUUAUCCGACGAGUGUCGGUGGACAGCAAAUGCCGUCUCAACAGCCAGCAUACGGCCAAUGGCAGCCGUCGGUUAUGUUUUCACCGCAACAUCAGCAGCAAAGUCUGCCGGGAUAUCAGCCACAAAUGCAGCAAACACAAACACCUAUUCGUUAUACGAAUAUGGCGCUGCAAGUACCACCGGGCGCAUUGCCUCCAGAGCAUAUUGCUCACCUGCAACAGAGUCUUCCUAGUGGAAGCUACCAGUAUGAUCCAGAGACGAAAACGAUAACUCCGUGUCCAUGGCCAGCCGGGACAGCACCGAAAGAACCCCCACAGCGGCAAACUAAUCCGCUGUUAGCGAAUCUUCCGCCGCUGACCAGGAAACCGCCAGUGAAUCAACAACCGCCUUUACAAUUGCUGCGAGUGCAGCCUGUACCUGUAAGUGAACCAGUUUUCGAUUCCGAGCCGAACUCAGGUGCUAGUCAUUCUAGCAACACUAGCAAUGCUAGUGGCAAAACUCGCCAUAAAAUUACUUACAAUUUACCGAAUGUGGGGAAAACCCCAGAUAAUUCUUUUGAAGAAGGCGAUAUUAUGCCCGGUAAGCUGAAUGCAGCUGUUAAAUUUCAGAGGAAGAAGGCAGCAAAUUGGAACAUCCGCGCAACGCGCGAUAAAUCAACACCGUAUAAACCGGAUGCAUCUGUGUUGGUGAUGCCUGAAAGGCAAACACAUCCACAAUACAUCCGCCGCGAUAUCGACGUUAUUCGUCGUGAUUUGGAGUUAUAUGUGGAUCGUGUUGUGUCAGUAAUUGGCACAGUUAAUACCGACCAAAGAGCCGAAAUUGGCAAAGCCAUUAUUGACACUUUGGAUUUACUCCAUACUAUCGGAUAUGAUCUCCGUAUUAAGAACUCGAUCAAUAUGUAUAAGAUUGAUCUGUUCCGUCAGAUGGAGAUUAGGCGAUACGAAACGCCACGCCGUCAUGGACUGCGUAGCGCGCUGGAUAUUUCCCAGCUGAAGGAGAAACUUAUCGAAAUUACCGUAGUAGAUUGGGAAUUAAUUUCCCAGUUUAAAAUCUUAUACACCGAACAACCGGAGGAAUUUCUCCUGCAGUUCAUCCUACCGGACACGGAUCCAGCAAAGUUCUGGUUUUUCUGCCGUGCCGCGUGUGCAAUACAGCGAAAAGUUGCCCCCAUGAAAAUUACAUGGGAUACGAUUAAUAUCGGAUGGGGACUUAAGAAGUAUAUUCUGGUCAUCCUCUCCGCGCUAAUGGGCAAUUGCCACGCUCACCACUGGGCCCGCACAUACCGGCAGGAGGAACAGAAUCGUCGAUUAAAAAGCUACGUUAAUCGCUUGGGCGAGCCUCUAAAUGAGGAACAACAAGCGAAAGUCUUAAAUGACAUUCUGGGUGUGAUGCAAGUCGACGGACUGAAGACCGAAUCAAUCCAUAAUGGAUACUAUGACGGGAUCUAUGAUCUCAUUAAGCGAUUUGCUGACCGUCAAAGUCAGGGGAAGCGCAAAGUCGCCCCAAAUUCUCCCGACACUCCAACGACCAGCAAGACAGUCCAACCUGAACCGAAGAAAACCGUAGUGUCAAUGGACACUGAAGAAACUGACGAAACGCCGGAGACAGCUAAUGCUGCACCAGUAAUUGCAGAGAACACUGCAACCGUACCGCCGACUGUGAAUACCGAAUCUGCAGUGAUCACUGCGCCACCUAGCGAAAUUCCGCGAACGGAUGUCGUGGCGUCGGUGGAAUCACUGACGAUUUCAGGAAGCGCGCAGAAACUCCUGGAAGAAGCAGUAAUGGAGACGGAUGAGAAGCCGUCUAUAGAGAACAAUUUUCUCUAUCCAUCCCGCCAAGCCCUGCGGGACAGGCAGUACGAACUGGAAGCAAUGGGCCAGGGUUCGACCUUUACCGAUGUGGACCACUUGAUUUUCGCGGUACACAUACCGGAUAACGAUACCGACCCGUUGUAUUAUCCAGGAGGAAAUGGAGGAGCGGAUAUGUUGGAUGAUAGUGCCGACAUUAAGACUACGUCUGCCGUAUUGAGCAACGCUCUUAACGUACUAAAUGCCGAACCGCAGAUGGAAACGCCGUAAAAGCAUUAAAUGCUAAAAAUUAAAUCGCCGUAGUACACUGUGUGUAUACCGGAAUUGAAAUCGCCGUAUUGUACUAUGAGUACACAACUUCAUGUUAAUCGCCGUAGUGCACAAUGAGUCGCAAAAUUAACAUUGUUAAAUCGCCGUACAGUACAACGAGUACAAAACGAAAAGGCCGUAACGCCCAACGAGUGCACCAGAUUGAAUUCAUUUCAAUCCUUACAAAAUGAAUCGCCGUAGAUGCACAAAUCAGUGCAUAAUACUUGGUUAAAGAACUGCCGUAGUGCAUUAAUUGCAGGAAAACGGAUAAAUCAAAUCGCCGUAGAUGCACUAUGUUGCACAUAUGUCGUGGAUCGACGCUACAAAGCGUAUAAUUGGAGGAAAACUCCGGAAUGGAACCUGCAAAACUAACACGGAUUAACGUGUGCGAUUUUGGAAAUAACCGGAAUGGGAAUUUAACGGAUUCUGUUACGAGUAUAAACUCGUUUUGAUUAAAUUUACGCCGCAUUUGCCGCGUCUUGUUCUCACUAACUGUGAUGAAAUAAUUGGCACAUUUUUUUUUUAUAUAAGAAUUUCUCAUUAUGUUGCAUAUAAGAUGCGUUUUUUCAUUUCUCAUUCCUGUUUUGAGCCUCAAGGGGCUUCGGCAUCCCGUCCCGUGGCAUGUCAGAGUGCCGUGCAUAUAGCACAGGGUAGUGGCACAUAUGCCUCACCAUCAUUGGAUCGGCUCGCCAUAUGCCAGCUUUCUCAAACACGACGGAACGUGUUUGCCAUUCGGAUGCCAGCAUCGGAACCGUUAACAUCGUUUCCUAGCUUUCCUUGGUUUCAUGCCCUUUUUCUCACCUUUAGAGAUUUGUUUUGAUGCUGAUUAGCAUUUAUUUCAUUGAAAUAAAAGCGAUUAUUUCGAGGAGAUGUUGUUUCCGUUGUCAUUUCUCUGUACAGCGUAGACGCUUCUCCGAGACUAGUGAGUCAGUGACUAGGAAGUCGGAAGUGUGUGUAGGGCCUAUGUACAGCACUUCGUACUUUAAUACGUAUGCAAUAUGCUCAAAAAGUAA